Messenger RNA from Mus pahari (shrew mouse), 2756 nucleotides. RefSeq names its product WD repeat domain 27 (gene Wdr27). Gene Ontology annotation, molecular function: protein binding. The record is from RefSeq and is a predicted model, not a curated record. The transcript is spliced from 25 exons. Lineage: Eukaryota; Metazoa; Chordata; Mammalia; Rodentia; Muridae. The coding region runs from base 36 to 2375 and encodes 779 amino acids.
AACCAUAGCGACGCGGCUGGCGUUACCGGCUGAUAAUGGAAACGCCUCCAGAGAUGCCCUCCACUGAUGGCCACAUGAGAGAUAUAGUUACAGAACGAUAUGUGGUUGAGUCUAAGAAGUCUGCAGCUCAUGCUCCACUUGCUUGUAGCACACAGCACUGUGCUUUUCUUUUAGAUGGGAACCAUCUCUGUGUGUGGAGCUCCAAGGACCCUUCUCACCAGCUUCUCACCCUACAAGGACACCAUCAAUUGAUUACUGCUGUGGUUUUUGGAAAUCAAAUAGAUCCACUUCUACUCUGCUCUGCAUCAGAGGAUUAUAUUAUAAUGUGGAACGUGGCUGAAUGCAGAGAGAAGACACUUAAAGGGCUGACUCCUCAAGGGACUGUCCUGGGCUCCCUUUUACAAACAGUGCUGUGUUUGCGGUUUCGUCUGGAUGAUCGUGUUGUCGCAGUGUGUGCUGGAAACAAAAUAUCUGUGAUGGAUGUGGAGAAGCAGUCUGUGCUGGUAGAGUUGAAGGGCCAUCAAGGCUCAGUGACAGGAGUGGCCUUCUGUCCCUGGCAAGCACACACCCUCAUCUCUGUGUCUGAAGACAGAAGCUUUAAGGUCUGGGACUUUUGUGUGGGAUCCUUGAUAUACAGUUCAUCCAUUUUAACAGCUUACCCUCUCCUGAACUUGCUUAUCAAUGAAGAAAACCAACAGCUGGUCACCGGCAGUGCUGAUGGCCAGCUGUGGAUCUUUAGUUUGAUGGAGGGACAUCACUACCACUGUGUGGCACAUGUGGACCUAAGGAAGAAAAGGGAGACUUUCAUCACCCGAAGGAUGAUGGCUGAGCAGUGCAGCCUGCCAGAAGACCAUCAGUGCCACUACAGACCAGAGGUGGAUAGAAGGGGAGAGGCUGAAGCAACGUUCCCUAUCCUGAACCUGGCGCCCUGUGACCUCUGCCUGCCGGAUUCCCAGUGUGGAGUUUUUGCUUCUGAGAGCACCAAAUGUCUAUGGAUUGGAAGCUCAACAGCUCUAUUCAUAUUGAACCUGGCAAGCUUUGAAUUGGAAGCUGCUUUACACUUCAAGGAAUUUCAGAGUCUGAGCAUCCAAGUUGCUGGGUCGUGUGCAGUGAUGAGCGAGCCCAUGAGCGCCAAGGCAUUUUGCAUACUUUCAUCUAUGUUUGGGAGUAAGAUUGCUGUAUUGGAAAUCGACUUGGCUGCUCUGCUCAGCGCUCAGCAGUACCCUCGGGCAGGAAGGGUGCUCUCCGUGCUUGCAAGCUCCUGUGUCCUGCCAACUUCUCCACUGUAUUUUGGAAUUAUUAAGGAAAAAUUUCCUAAGCUCGCCAAUACCAAACGACAUGCUGUGAAGAGUGUCGUGGAGGACAGGCCCCUGGUUUUCCACACUAAGGUUAGGUCAUCUGGCUAUGCAUCAGCACCGCAUAUGGCUAUGUUUUCUCCAAAGACUAACAUCAAACAUAAUAACAAAAGAUCUUCAAAGUACAAGAACAAUUACAAAUGUAAAGAGUGCUCUUUGGAGAAUUUCCUACCCAGAAAUCUCAGCAGACAGGUUGCUGUAGCCCAGGAGUCUGUUGCUGUGAGCUGUCUGCAGUUCUCAGGGGAUGGACAGCAGCUGGCCUGUGGCUUAGGUAACCACCUGUUGAUCUUCAAUGCCAGCCUUUCAGGAGCACCGGCUGCCUUUUCAGGUCAUGAUGGAGCUGUGAGCACUGUCUGCUGGAGCCAUGACAAGAGGUGGCUGCUGUCUACAGGCCGAGACCAGACACUGAGGGUGUGGUCAGUCCACAGGACGGAACUCAUGCUGCUUUUGGCUCCAGAUGCUUUUCCCAAGCCAGUAACAUCUGCACAGUUCUACUACAUGGACACUUUCAUACUGCUGUCUUCCGGCCCAGAGUUUUGUCUGCUGAAGUACCACAUUGACCUCUGUAGGGAUGACAUACGACGGUAUAAACCAAAAAGCAGGUAUAAGCCUGUUUUCAGGCUACCAAUGACCAGUGGGGCAGAUAUAACCAGCCUGUCAGCAGUGAACGACUUUUAUUCCCACAUCGUCCUCACAGCUGGCCGGGACCGGACUGUGGAAGUUUUUGACCUCAAUGCUGGCUGUAGCGCUGCAGUGCUUGCUGAAGUCCAUUCCCGGCCGGUUCAUCGAAUUUGUCAAAAUAAAGGAUCAUCCUUUGUAGCCCAGCAUUCCCUGGCAUAUAAUCUUUUCCUGACUGCAGCUGUUGGUGAUGGGAUUCGACUGUGGGACUUGAGGAGCCUGAGGCUUACGUGUAUGAAAUGGGCUCAAGCAGCUUUCUGCACCGCCUUGCAGGACACACAGAUACAAUUACUGAAGUGGCCUUCAACCCAGCAGCUCCUCAGCUUGUCACAGCCACCUUAGACGGGAAACUUCAGCUAUUUGUGGCUGAGUGAUGGCUGACGUGCUGACACAUUGUUGGCUGGUUUUCUAUCAACUCCACACAAGUUGGAGUCACUUGGGAAGGAGGUACCUCAAUUGAGAAAAUGCCCCCACCAGCUUGGCCUGUGGUGCAUCUUCUUGAUGGAUGAUUGAUGUUGGAGGAUUCGGAUCACUGUGGGCAGCACCACUCCUGGGCUGCUAGUCCUGGCUGCUAUCAUGAACCGGAGUAAACCAGGAGCCUCAAUCCAGUAAGCAGCACUCCAUGUCCUCUGCAUCAGCUACUGCCUCCAGAUGCCUGUCCUGACUUCAUCCAAUAAUGGAUCAUGAAGCAGAAGUGGAAACAAAAUAAUGUCCCUUCUCCCC